GAAUUAGUUUUCUAAACAGAAAAUCUUAUUUCCUGUGUGUGUUUAAUGACUGGAACAAAUAGCGCACCGUGAGGUUAUCCCAUUGCCUUUCAUCGGAGAACUACUGAUCCGUCUGCCUUAUUUCUCCCAAGUACUCGGCUUGCAUGCUUUCCGUGUUAGUUUAAUGCCAUUGAGAGAGUUUACAGCGAAAUCUGGGUUGACGUGUGGCAAAAAGUAUUUCCCAAAAUAUGUAAUGUUCAAGCCUAGAAAUGCCUUAUGUGGAUCGUCAGAAUCGCAUCUGUGGUUUUCUAGACAUUGAAGAAAAUGAAAACAGUGGCAAAUUUCUUCGAAGGUACUUCAUAUUGGAUACCAGAGAAGACAGUUUUGUAUGGUACAUGGAUAAUCCACAGAACCUACCUUCUGGAUCAUCACGUGUUGGAGCCAUCAAACUUACCUACAUUUCAAAGGUUAGCGAUGCAACUAAGCUAAGGCCAAAGGCUGAGUUCUGUUUUGUUAUGAAUGCAGGAAUGAGGAAAUAUUUUCUACAAGCCAAUGAUCAGCAGGACCUAGUAGAAUGGGUAAAUGUGUUGAACAAAGCUAUAAAAAUUACAGUACCAAAGCAGUCAGAUUCACAGCCUAAUUCCGAUAACCCAAGUCGCCAAGGUGAAUGUGGGAAGAAGCAAGUGUCUUACAGAACUGAUAUUGUUGGUGGUGUGCCCAUCAUUACUCCAACUCAGAAAGAAGACGUAAAUGAAUGUGGUGAAAGCAUUGACAGAAAUAAUUUGAAACGAUCACAAAGCCAUCUUCCUUACUUUACUCCUAAACCACCUCCAGAUAGUGCUGUUAUCAAAGCUGGAUAUUGUGUAAAACAAGGAGCAGUGAUGAAAAACUGGAAGAGAAGAUAUUUUCAAUUGGAUGAAAACACGAUAGGCUACUUCAAAUCUGAACUGGAAAAGGAACCUCUCCGUGUAAUACCACUCAAAGAGGUUCAUAAAGUUCAGGAAUGUAAGCAAAGUGACAUAAUGAUGAGGGACAACCUCUUUGAAAUUGUAACAACGUCUCGAACUUUCUAUGUGCAGGCUGAUAGCCCUGAAGAGAUGCAUAGUUGGAUUAAAGCAGUCUCUGGAGCCAUUGUAGCACAGCGGGGACCAGGCAGAUCAGCGUCUUCUAUGCGGCAGGCCAGAAGGCUGUCGAACCCUUGUAUACAGAGGAGCAGCCCCACUGUCCUUCAGAACCCAAGCACACUUUCCGUCCUGCCAGCGCAGCAGCCACCGCCUCACAUUCCACAGCCUCUCGCAGCAACUCUUUGGUCUCAAGCUUUUCCAUGGAGAAGCGAGGAUUUUACGACUCUCUUACCAAGGUCAAGCCAGGGAACUUCAAGAUCCAGACUGUCUCUCCAAGAGAACCAGCUUCCAAAGUGACUGAACAAGCUUUGCUAAAACCUCAAAGUAAAAAUGGCCCUCAGGAAAAAGAUUGUGACCCAGUGGACUUGGAUGAUGUGAGCCUUCCGGUCAGUGACGUGUGAGAAGGAAGCAUGUGGCCUUUGCCCUGCCUCGGCCAUGUUCAGCUUCCUGACAUGAGGCUUCUAGCCAAAGAUGAUAAGGGUGAAAUGGUUUUUGAUGUGUAUAUUAUACUGCCUCUUAGAUGUACUGUUUAUAAGCUGGUAAACCAAGAAUCUAGGGAGUGGCCAAACUAAAUAUAAUUUCUUUAAAAAAGAAAAGGAAAAAUCCCAAGUGUCUCAGUAUCUGUCUGAAGAUUUGUGUGUUUUCGUUUGGGUGGUAAAAAUGUAUGUGACUUUUCUUUUCCUGGUGACUUUGACAGUUUAAAUGUUUAACAAUUUAAACAUUAAAAGUGCUUAUUAAUUAUUUUGGUCAUUUAAAAAUGCUACUAUGACUUCCUAUUAAAUGUUUGACAUUCACACAUUCUUAUUGGUUAAUAUUUCUAAAUGAAAUAUUGCCAGACUAAGAUAUCUAAACGUAUGAUGUCUGUGGUGCUGUAAAACUUAUACUACAGUGUGGACUAUUUUGAAAUUAUAACCAUCUUUGAUGCCCUGGAUCUUGAGGUGAGGGUUGUAGAUUGUACUAGGGUAGAAAAAAGGGGAAAAUUAGAAUUCAAACAACUAUAUCUUAGACAUUUGUUUGAAAAUGCUUAGUCACAACUUGGAGCAAUGAGUGUUAAAAAAGUUAUCUGGUGGGAAAUUUUUGGGGAGAUCUGAUUUUUUUUUUUAAUCAAGGUUUUUAAAUAGUUUUUAUUUCUCAAUUUGGAUCCGUGAAAGACCUCAAGUUUAUAUGUAAAGACAUAACUGCCCUUAGUCAUGAACUUGUUGUGGCCUCUACUUUUUGUCACUAAUAACCUAUUUCAAGUGCCUGUGUUUUUUCAUCUUGUUUAGGAACAUUUUGAGAUUAAUGUGCUUAAAAGUCCUACAUGAUUGGUUUUAAAUAUUGGAAUAAAAUUAAUUUUUAGUAGCAUAGUUUAAUAUGUUAAAUAAGAUAGCAUCUUAUGCUAGAGAUACCAGGAUGAUGGUAUUCUACUACCUGUGCAAUAUAAAUGUUUUAAAAAUUUAGUCAUGGGGAUUUCAUAAAUAUAACAACCUUUCUAAAGAAUCCUUAAUUUCGUGUGUUGAAUUACAGACCAUUUUUGCGGUUCAGUCUUAAACGUUUGCUUUAAGAAAACAUCUUGAAUUUCACAUGCUGCUAUUUUAUGGUAUUUUGCCAUUUUACAGUACUGUUUUGUUUUGAAUUCAUACAUAUCACCAAAAGUUUCUCCUUUUCAUUUUCUAAGAUGACUUCUUGUCUGAGACAGAGAAAGAGAAAUUUCCUACUACAGUGGUCGAGUCCAGAGGUUAAGAUAUAUUAUACUAGAAUUACAUCUGUCUGAAAAUCCAUAUGCAUAAAGAAUGCACCACUCAAUCUUUUAUUCAUAAGCUAAUAUUUUUUAAUAGUUCUAUUUAGAUUUUUUCUCUUUUGCAGCUACAUUUGAAAAUGAUAGGAUGAAAAGAUUUUAAGUAGUUAUCACUUUUUCUGUUGAUAUGUCUAUUCUAAUGACUCUUUUGAGAGUUCCUAUUUCAUGAACACACCUAAGAAAUCUUGUAUAGACACUUUGUGAUAUUCAAGAGGCCUAGUGCUGUUUUUUUUGGGGUACAGCUUUCACAUUGCAUGUUCAUUUUAGCAUAUUUUGGUAUUGGCUAUUUGAUAUAUUUCAUGGUGGCAAAAUAUUAGUUCUAUUUUGGGACUUUUUUAUAGAACUGCCCUUAUUCAGUAGAAUAGUAAGUUGUUCUUGUGAUUGUCAGGGUCUCCUAAUAUUUAUCUCAGUUCUUUUAUAAGUCUGGAAAUUAUUUAAUUAUUUUAAAAUUACACUUUUCUUGUAAAUAUGUCACAUCUGAAAUGUCAAAAAUUCCUUUGAAUACCUUAAUAUUUGCUGCAUUUUUUUCUGUAUAUAUAACAUGUCUUCUUUCAGAAUGGGAAUAUAUAUGUGUGCCUCCCAAUGUUUGCUGUUAUGUUUGUUAUCUUUAUAUGUCAAACUGGUUGAACACUGUAAUACUCGAGAAUAAACUGCUCAGAAUUUAUUCUGA
This is a messenger RNA of Carlito syrichta (Philippine tarsier), 3550 nucleotides long. RefSeq names its product pleckstrin homology domain containing A1 (gene PLEKHA1). Lineage: Eukaryota; Metazoa; Chordata; Mammalia; Primates; Tarsiidae. The transcript is spliced from 14 exons. Gene Ontology annotation, cellular component: cytoplasm; membrane. Gene Ontology annotation, molecular function: PDZ domain binding. Bases 249 to 1400 code for a protein of 383 amino acids. The record is from RefSeq and is a predicted model, not a curated record.